GUCCAUCUGAGAUGUAAAAUGCGCCAGAAACUUUCGCUUUGCGCAUACGACAACAUCCAUGUCCUCCUUCUUCACGCUGCCAGCGUCGGCAAGGAAGCGAAAGAGGACAGAGGCCUCAAAACACACGGCACAGAAGCGGACUGUCUCCGGGCCAAGAAAAGAGGACCGAGACGAAUCGAUCAGUGGCAGCGAUGUUUCCGACAACGAUGCUCUCGUUGCACGUAAUGAGGGUUACGAGAGCUCUACCGUCGAAGACGAAGAGUUUAGAGAUGAGGACCCGGCAGCGAAGCGGAUCCGCUUGGCCGAGCAGUAUCUAGCCGACACGCAGAAGGAAGUACUCGAUGUUGGCUUCGAUGCUGCAGAGGUUGACAAGGAGAACUUGCGCAGACGCAUGGGCGAGCGGCUGAAGGAAGACACGGCUGAGAGCAAAGGCAGGCUGUAUAGGUGGGUCGCACAAGAUCUGGACUGGAAACGUGCGCAGCAAAGUGUGACCAGGUCGGACGGCAAAAGUGUAACUGGCAUUGUCUUGCAAGGACGCUACGUCUAUACAGUGAGCAAAGACAUGGCUCUGUCGAAAUGGGAGCUACCGUCACAUGAGGCGUCAACGAACGACGGGAAGCAACUUGGCAGAGUCCGUACGAAGCCUAAACGGGUGGCGUACAGACGAGGCGACAGGUGGAAAAAAAGUGAUCGAGAUUACGUUGGCCAUGUGGGCUCGAUAAUGUGCGUGGCAGUGUCGCAGGAUGGCAAGUUUGUCACAACGGGUGGCGUGGACAGACGUAUCGUUGUUUGGGAAGCUGCGACCUUGAAGCCAGUCAAGGUGUUCGCACAGCACAGAGACACGGUUACCAGCUUAGCCUUCCGCCGCGGGACUAACCAGCUGUUCAGCGCAAGCAGAGAUCGCACAGUCAAGAUUUGGUCGCUUGACGAGCUGGCCUACGUCGAGACGCUGUUCGGUCACCAAGAUGAAGUCGUCGAUGUGGGUGCGCUCGCACAGGAGAAGUGUGUCACGGUCGGUGCGCGGGACAGGACAGUUCGUUUGUGGAAGGUGGUGGAGGAGUCACAGCUCGUGUUCCGCGGUGGCGGCGCACCAAGCAAGAGCAAAGCCGAUCGAGCUUUGAAAGAUGACCAGGACAGUGGCAUAGACAUGUCUGAGCAGAAGGCGUACAACGAAGGCUCCAUUGACCGCGUAACAUGCGUUGACGAUGAGACAUGGGUUACUGGCUCUGAUAACGGCUCGUUGUCGCUCUGGAGUGUCAACAAGAAGAAGCCCGUCUUCAUCGUACCGCUUGCUCAUGGGCUCGAGCCCCCGUUACCGCUGAGUGAGCUCUCUGCUGAGCAGGACCCUGACGAGACCGCUCAGACCGAGCCACAACCGCGUUGGAUCACGGCGUUGUGCGCCAUACCUUACUCCGACGUCAUUCUGUCCGGCAGCUGGGAUGGCUUCGUGCGAGCUUGGCGCAUCACACAGGACAAGCGGCGAAUCGAGUCACUUGGGGUAAUUGGCUUUACAGAUCAUGCCGCGCCCGAGCAGUACCAUGCUAUGGAUGGGCUGGAGCAAUCACAGUCGUACACUCGAAGUAAAAUAAUCGUUGGCGUGAUCAAUGAUCUGGCCAUCAUCGACCGUGGCGAAAGAGCCAAAGACGGCGUCUACGUCGCGGCUGCCGUGGGCAAGGAGCACCGCCUAGGCCGCUGGAGCGAGCUUCCUGAAGCGAAGAACAGCAUGAUACUAUUCGAAGUCUCGAGAGCCCUCACAAACCGCCCUGAUGGAGGAGCCAUGCAGGAUAUGGCUCAAAGGGGCCGGGAAUCACCCGCAUGAUCGAGCUGACUGCCCGGGCUGUGAUUGAAGCAACGCCGCCCAGAUCAGAGCCUAUUGCACAUGUAGUUGUACAAAACCUUCGCUACAUCAAUUAG
Molecule: messenger RNA, 1914 nt
Organism: Baudoinia panamericana UAMH 10762
Lineage: Eukaryota; Fungi; Ascomycota; Dothideomycetes; Mycosphaerellales; Teratosphaeriaceae
Exons: 1
Coding region: 59-1819 (586 amino acids)
Cellular component (GO): small-subunit processome
Molecular function (GO): snoRNA binding; protein binding
Source: RefSeq, a predicted model, not a curated record